ACACGUUUCGUUCUCCACCACUGCACUGCAUUGUUAUAGCAAUAGCAUUAUAUAGCAGCAUUUGUGCUAUAAAUUAAUUUCCACGUUUAUACCAACAAACACUAUAGAAUUGUGUGCGGAAAAAUGAAUUUAUUUGUUAUUAAUAGGUAUAAAGGAACAGAAGAAGAAGUUGAUAUAAUCGAUCAUGAAACCAAACAUCUCCAGGAACUAAAACAGAGAAUUGAACAGAGGAAGAAAGCUAACGCUUCACAAAAAAAGUCAUCAGAUGUUAUAACACUGCGAGAGCAGCCUGUGACUUCUUCUGAAGCAGAAAUAAAGAAUGAUGGAAUUGUACAUGAAACUAAUGAAAACGAAAAACUGACUGCAGAUGCAGAAAAGUCACAUGUCAAACCAAAAAAAGGAAAACCUGAUUUUGAGUUCAAAGUCUUAGGAAAUGGUGACUUUGAAAAGAAAACAAAGGUUCACAGAAUCCUACCUUAUUGGUUAUCACAUGCAGAUGGAGUAUCAACCAGCUUACAGAACUUGUCAUGUCCUGUUGAGAAUCUACCUUGGCUACACACUAUUCUAAAGAACACUCUUCUGAGUGAAGGUGUUACACAGCUAUUCCCUGUGCAAGAAAAAGUAAUACCAUUUAUUCUUGACGAACAUAAAUUACCAGGACCAAUGUGGCCACAUGAUGUUUGUGUUUCUGCACCAACUGGUAGUGGCAAGACAUUGUCUUUUGUAUUGCCAAUCAUUCAGAUACUUAUGAAUGAAGUUGGGAGACACAUCAGAGCACUAGUAGUUCUGCCUGUACAAGAAUUAGCAGCACAAGUUUCAAAAGUUUUCAGAAAGUAUUGUGCAAAGACCGGACUCAAUGUAGCCUUACUGAGUGGCUCUACACCACUUCAACAAGAGCAGCAACAAAUAGUGAAAUAUACAGAGUCAGCUGGGUGGAUAAGUGAGGUGGACAUUAUAGUCUGCACAGCUGGACGCCUUGUAGAACAUAUACAGAACACAGAAGGCUUUUCAUUAAAAUAUUUGAAAUUUCUUGUAAUUGAUGAAGCUGACAGAAUAAUGGACCAUAUUCAAAAUGAUUGGCUCUAUCACAUGGAUAAAUGUGUUAAACUAGAAAAUGAGUUAAUGACAGGUAAAGUGCCUAAUUUAAGCUGGAAUUGUCUCAGCACACAGAAAGCACCACCACAUAAGCUGCUGUUUUCUGCAACCUUGUCCCAAGACCCGGAGAAGUUAGAACAGUGGGGCCUUUUCCAGCCAAAACUGUUUUCUGCAGCUCCAAUAAAUGAAUUUGAAGAUGAAGAUUCCAUAAGAAAGUAUACAACUCCUGCUGAGUUGAAGGAACAGUUUGUAACCUGCUCUGCUGAGGAGAAGCCACUCAUUUUAUACCAUUUUUUGGUUGAGCAAAACUGGGACAAAGUACUUUGCUUCACUAAUGCAGCUCAAUCUGCCCAUAGGCUGGCAGUCCUCCUUAAUGUUUGGGGACAAGAGAAACUGAAGGUAGCAGAAUUAUCUGCAGCAUUAGACAGAACAACAAGGGAGUCAGUUUUAAAGAAAUUCACUCAGUCUGAAAUUAAUGUGUUAAUAGGUACAGACGCUUUAGCUAGAGGAAUUGAUAUACCAGAUUGCAAUUAUGUGAUAUCAUAUGAUCCCCCAAAAAAUAUAAAGACAUACAUACACAGAGUAGGCAGAACUGGGCGAGCUGGACGUACAGGCCAUGCUGUUACUAUUUUGGUACAGAACCAAGUUAGUUUAUUUAAGGAGUUAAUUCAAUCAGGAGGAAAAUCUGAAUUGCCACAACUGGAAGUCAAUACUGAAAUAUUUAAACGCCUGUCACAUGAGUAUGAGGCAGCCAUAAAAGAAACAAAGAAUCAGAUUUAUACUGAGAUAAAUUCUAAAGUACAAAAAUCUAUAGAGUUAAAGAGACGUGGUAGAUCCAAGCCACAGAAGAGGAAACUUACAUCUAAUUAAGUACCUAUAUGAAAUAAACGUCUAAUGUAAAAUUA
Messenger RNA from Pectinophora gossypiella (pink bollworm), 2000 nucleotides. It is a transcript of the gene Dbp73D, whose product is annotated as probable ATP-dependent RNA helicase Dbp73D. The transcript has 7 exons. The record is from RefSeq and is a predicted model, not a curated record. Gene Ontology annotation, cellular component: nucleus. Lineage: Eukaryota; Metazoa; Arthropoda; Insecta; Lepidoptera; Gelechiidae. The coding region runs from base 124 to 1965 and encodes 613 amino acids. Gene Ontology annotation, molecular function: ATP binding; nucleic acid binding.